Molecule: messenger RNA, 1542 nt
Organism: Ectocarpus siliculosus
Lineage: Eukaryota; Phaeophyceae; Ectocarpales; Ectocarpaceae
Source: the annotation of a GenBank genome assembly
AUGGACGUUCUCAAGACCUUUGUUUUUGACAACACGGAGCACGUCGUCGACAUACAAGUCGUCGACGACAAACCGAUGUUCAAAGCCGACCAAAUUGGGAAAAUCAUUGGUCUCAAGCAGAUGCGAUCGUCAGUCAGACAUUUCGACCGAGAUGAAAAGGUAGUGCAACGUAUGCACACCCGGGGAGGAGAGCAAGAUUGCACGUUCUUGACUGAAAUGGGCGCAUAUCGACUGCUCAUGCGAUCAGACAAACCCAUGGCGCGCCCCUUCCAGAAGUGGGUCGCUCAUGUGAUCGCGACCAUUCGCGAGACAGGAAAGUACGAGCUUUCAAAACAGCUGGACGAUCUCAAGGGACAGAACGACAAUGAAAAGGCCGAUCUUGUGAUGCACUACAAAUCCCAGCACGAGACCGAGACGCAUGAUGUCCUUCUUGGCGGCUUUGCAAACAAAAAAGUCGUAUACUACGGGAAAAUCGCAGAUCUCGAAGACGGAACGUCACUCAUCAAAAUUGGAUCUACGGCAAAUAUCAAGCAAAGAGUCGGCAGUCUUCGCUACGGAUACGGCUCGUUCACCGUUUUCAGAGUCUUCGAGUGUCAAGAGCACAACGGAUUCGAGAAAUUUCUGCAUCAACACGUGGACAUCAAGAGGUACAAAAAACCUACCUACAACGGAAUAGUUUCUACGGAGACUUACGCCAUGAACGACGGAGACCUGAAAAGGGCCAUUAAUAUUGCAAUACGAAAUGUGGUACAGUAUCGCAGGGACACCGAACAGAUCAGAGACAUCAAGGAAAUCGUGGAAGAUGUGGUACAGGCCGAGGUGGCAAAAGUUCUCGGAGAGAAACGCAAGGCUCGUGUAUCCGAAGAGGCGCAGCAUGACUCCAAGAGGGGACACAACACAACCCUGGGCUCGAAAAUUCAGAUCUACGCUGAAGACGGGGGCCUUGUCAAAACGUUCAAUCGACUCAUCGACACAUUGCGCAAUGAUCAAUGGCAAUUCGAUGAAAAAGUCUACCGUGCCGGUGUCCUGAAGGCAUGUGAAGGUGACUUCAUCUACGCCGGGUAUCGGUGGAUGCAACUCGACAGGAAUCUUGACGACGACACUGUUCAACAACUGAGACCUACGAUCUUGAAGAAAAAUAUCCACAAGGGGUGGGUGGCGCUGUUGAGUUCGGAUGAAAGCGAAGUUGCCGAGCUAUACCCCGACUUCAAAACGGCUGCUGAACAAAACGGGUUUCUAUCUCUAGGAGCUCUGCAAAAACGAAGGAAAAAGGGUGACAAAAUACACGGUCAUGUCAUCAGGCCAUGGUCAGAGUGCGGAGACGAGUUGCAGAAAUUGUACAGAGGUACCUUCCCCGACAAAACCAUCGGUGGUAAGCACAUACGGGUUUUGAAGAUGGAUCCUGUUACCAAGGAAGUACUCCAUGAGUAUGAGACCAUCAACGAAGUGAUGGCGAAAAUUCGCUGUGCGCAUCGAACAUUGAAGUCGGCGAUAGCAAAGGGCGUUGAGCUCAGAGGGUAUCUCUGGAAGUUUGCCAGUUAA